Molecule: messenger RNA, 1487 nt
Organism: Arabidopsis thaliana (thale cress)
Lineage: Eukaryota; Viridiplantae; Streptophyta; Magnoliopsida; Brassicales; Brassicaceae
Gene: MYB76
Product: myb domain protein 76
Exons: 3
Coding region: 242-1258 (338 amino acids)
Biological process (GO): response to stress; regulation of DNA-templated transcription; response to other organism
Cellular component (GO): nucleus
Molecular function (GO): transcription cis-regulatory region binding
Source: RefSeq, marked reviewed
ACGUGUACAAAUGACUUCAUAGAUCUUUGAUCUUUUUUUUCUUCUUCUUCUUUUUUGGUAAUAUUCUUUAGUUUUAUUUGAUCUAUUGUCGUUGUAAUGAUCUUUGAUUACAAAGGAAAAAAAAAACUAAGACCCUUGACGAAAAUAAUAACCGUAUUCGUAAUCUCUGAUAUCCUACAUUAUGUACUAUUUCUGAUUUUUGUUUCUUAUACGCACUUUUGUUCUAGAUAUAACUAAGAAAAUGUCAAAGAGACCAUAUUGUAUCGGAGAAGGACUGAAGAAAGGAGCAUGGACUACAGAAGAGGAUAAAAAACUCAUCUCUUAUAUCCACGACCACGGUGAAGGAGGCUGGCGUGACAUUCCAGAAAAAGCUGGGCUGAAACGGUGUGGAAAGAGUUGUAGAUUACGGUGGACUAACUAUUUGAAACCAGAUAUCAAGAGAGGAGAGUUUAGCUAUGAGGAAGAGCAGAUUAUCAUCAUGCUUCAUGCAUCUCGUGGCAAUAAGUGGUCUGUCAUAGCUAGACAUUUGCCAAAAAGAACGGAUAACGAGGUCAAAAACUAUUGGAACACACAUCUCAAGAAACGUUUAAUCGAUGAUGGCAUUGAUCCCGUGACACACAAGCCACUAGCUUCUUCUAACCCUAAUCCAGUUGAGCCCAUGAAGUUCGAUUUCCAAAAGAAAUCCAAUCAGGAUGAGCACUCUUCACAGUCUAGUUCUACAACUCCAGCAUCUCUUCCCCUUUCCUCGAAUUUGAACAGUGUUAAAUCCAAAAUUAGCAGUGGUGAGACGCAGAUAGAAAGUGGUCACGUGAGCUGCAAGAAACGUUUUGGACGAUCGAGCUCUACAUCAAGGUUGUUAAACAAAGUUGCAGCUAGAGCUUCUUCCAUCGGCAACAUCUUAUCAACAUCCAUAGAAGGAACCUUGAGAUCUCCUGCAUCAUCUUCAGGACUCCCAGACUCGUUCUCUCAAUCAUAUGAGUACAUGAUCGAUAACAAAGAAGAUCUCGGUACGAGCAUUGAUCUCAACAUCCCCGAGUAUGAUUUCCCACAGUUUCUUGAGCAACUCAUUAACGAUGACGACGAAAAUGAGAACAUUGUUGGGCCCGAACAAGAUCUCCUUAUGUCCGAUUUCCCAUCAACAUUCGUUGAUGAAGACGAUAUACUUGGAGACAUAACCAGUUGGUCAACUUAUCUUCUUGACCAUCCCAAUUUUAUGUAUGAAUCGGAUCAAGAUUCCGACGAGAAGAACUUCUUAUGAUCUGUCUAUAGAUGGCUUGUCAAUUUCCCAAUGUUGACAUGCCCAAGAUUAUGAUUAGGCUUUUCUCUUAGAUAAAUUUCAAGUUGUUUGAAACAAAUAAUCCCGUGGAUCGAUUAGUUUUUGAUUUGCCGGAGUUUUUAUAUUUUUGUAACUCUUUUGUAAUAUAAUUUUAAAUAGCUUUACAUAUAUACAUUAUAUAUGACAAAUAAGAAUCUAAGCGAAAACGUUU